AGACUGUGCCGUUUUAUUUUCACUGAAACAAUAGAAAAUACGUACACUUAUUAGUGAGAAUAUACUUAUUUUAAGGUAUUUUUCGGUUCAUUGAAGUUACCUAAUUUGACCUGUUUUGAAAAGUCUUGACCAGCCAAAAUUUCUUGUUCUAUUGGCAAAUAAUUUUGCUUAGUUCAAGUAAAAUACCCCUCAUUUUUGUAUAUAUUUUUUCUUGUUUUUGAACACUGACUUUUUGCAGUGUGGGUUUUAGUAGGCCUUUAAACACUUAAGUCAUUUUAUAUUCAUUCAUGUUUACUUUUAACAACAUUGGAAGGGUUUUUUAUUUUUUAUUUUUUUCAAUCCAACAUAUUUCCCUUCUAAGGUCGCCUCAUUUCGGAAGGAUUCUUUUUUUUUUUUUUUUUCCUGUGCAGCUGCCAUGUAGCGGAGGGAGGCGCCGCGGUCUGCUGGAAGAGCCGAGCCCGGGGAGUCAGUCACAUUCCUGGCUGGGAUUCAAUGACUGAAGCAGACACAAACAAACAGAGAGAGAGAGAGAGAGAGAGAGAGCGUGGAGGUAGACGGGGAGAAGAGAGAGAGUCCACGCCAGACUGGGUGGCACAUUUCGGACGCACAUUAGGAGUGCGUAAAACCGCUUGGAACGCGUAAAAACAACAAUCCCCACUCGUGUUCGACUUUUCGUCUAUUUUUUUUCUUUCUUUUUUUUUUUUUUUUCCAGAAUUGUGGGAGUGUUGGAAGUUGUUGGUAAUCCCUUCCUUUCUGAAUGGACUCUCCGGGAAGAGACGCUGGUCCUGGUCCGGGGACGCUGGCUGGUCGGCGGCGUGGAAAUGCGUGUUGGUAGCGAGAGCAAACACGACGAUAACGACGCAACCUCGACUUGUUUAGUGUUUUAAAUUUUUUUUAAUUUUUUUUUUCCCCCCCUACCCUAACAAAGAUGGAGGUGGGCAGUUUUCACCCCCACCCGGGACUCCAGCAAACUCUGAAGCAGUUCCACCUGAGCUCCAUGCGCUCCCUCAGCGGGCCGGCGGCGUUCUCCGCCCGCUGGCACCAGGAGUCCCCGUUCAAGGACGCGGAGAUGGUGCUCUCGCUGCCGCCCCCGGUCAUGUCCGGGCCGCUCUUCAUCCCCUCCGACCGCUCCACGGAGCGCUGCGAGACGGUGCUGGAGCGGGAGCCCGUCUCCUGCUUCGUGGUGGGCGGCGAGAAGCGGCUGUGUCUGCCGCAGAUCCUCAACAGCGUGCUGCGGGACUUCUCCCUGCAGCAGAUCAACUCGGUGUGCGACGACCUGCACAUUUACUGCUCGCGGUGCACGGCGGAGCAGCUGGAGAUCCUGAAGGUGGUGGGCAUCCUGCCCUUCUCCGCGCCCUCCUGCGGCCUCAUCACGCAGACGGACGCCGAGCGGCUGUGCAACGCGCUCAUCUACGGAGGCUCCUACCCGCCGCGCUGCGACAAGGAGCGCGGCUCCCUGGAGCUGGAGCGCACCGAGAAGAGCGUCCGGGUCUACCACGAGUGCUUCGGCCGGUGCAAGGGCUUGUUCGUGCCGGAGCUCUACUCCAACCCCGGCGCCGCCUGCGUGCAGUGCCUGGACUGCAGGCUCAUGUUCCCGCCGCGCAAGUUCGUGGUGCACAGCCACAAGCGGCUGGAGAACCGGACCGUGCACUGGGGCUUCGACUCGGCCAACUGGCGGGCCUACGUGCUCCUGGACCCGGACUACGGCGACACGGAGGAGAAGGCGAGCCUGGAGCAGCUGCUCGGGGACUUAAAGGGGAAAUAUGACCUGAGCGGCAAGCUGGGCAGGAAGUCGUGCAGAUCGCCGAGUCCUGUGACAGCCAAGAGGUCCAAAGUGGACAGACUGGCGUCUCCGUCAGCUGACAACAAGAAGCGCAAACCCGAGUGGCUGCAGUCAUUGUCCACGCACAAGGACCUCAAACAAGUUCAGCUCAAGCAGAGACCGUCCGCUUUCCGACCUUGGUCUCCCAAAGCGGCCUCUCAGGAUGAGCUGGAGAGGUCCAACUCCAAGUGCAAGGAGCCCCGGGCUCCCCAGGUCCAUCCCGGGGACCGCCACGCUCCCAGCAGGGGGGCCCGAGCUGAACAGAGUAUUGGCGACUUGCAGGCCGUCAUCAAACAGUCUAGCCUGGACGACCUGGACACGGACGGAGACAUCGAUGUGGACGACUGCGACGAUGGUCCACUCGCGGCGUCCUCGCUCGCUUCGCCCGCCUCAGCCUGCAGCAGCGCCCCCCAGACGUUGACCCCUCAGCUUCAGGAGGGAGCCGCCUGGAUGUCGGGACACGUUUGCCCCGAAAUGGACGCCCUGAGACAGACGCUCUUCGCCGGGCUGGACUCCAAAGAGUCCAGGGAAAAGUUUUUGCAGGAGGUGCUGAGGAUGCGGCUCAAGCAGGAGGAGAAGCUGGCGGCCGCCGUGCAAGCCAAGCGCGGCCUGCAGCAGGAGUUGGAGUUUGUGAAAGUGGCCAAGAAGGGCCGCCUGCGUGAGGCCGUGGAGGCCAAGAGAAACCUUCGCAAGGAGAUAGAACGCCUUCGUGUGGACUGGGAGAGGAAGAUGAGGGAGGCGGACGAGGCCAGCGAGCGCCUCCAGAAGGAGUUGGAGCAGGAGAGGAAGCUGAGAGGAUGUGAUAAAGGAUGCCAGGCCGAGCGUCUACGGGGAAAAUACUCAACUCAGAUUGACGAGCUGCACGCACAUCUCCAGCAGGCCGAGGAGGACCGCGAGAAACUCAGGCAGGAGCUCCAGCAGGAGCGGGAGUCGCGGCAGAGCCUGGAGAGCGUCGUUUGGGACCUGCAGUCCCAGCUGGACAAGCAGGCCGACCUGCACGGGCCCCCCGCAGCGGGGGCCUCGCUGGGGGCGGAGCACAGGGACGGACAGAGCACACAACGCAGCAGCCCCUCCUAAAGCUGCGACCAGGUACUUUCAUCAACGUGAUGGCGAAACGGACUGGAGAGAAGCGAGCGCGGCUGCGUCACACUACUUGAAAAUGAAGGGAAGUCACAUGUUACACGUCUGUCAGCACAACAACAACACGGUGCCACAAAAGUAUUGGUACAAGCCGAGUGGCACUCAUGCAGACCACUGGAACCAACACACAGCGUUUACCACUAUUUACCUGCAAUAUCUGCUUGCUUUUUAAAUAUAUAUAUAUAUAUAUAUAUAUAUAUAUAUAUAUAUAUAUAUAUAUAUAUAUAUAUAUAUAUAUAUAUAUAUAUAUAUAUAUAUAUAUGUACUGUAUGUAGAGGAUUUGUUACUCCAUAGGCAAAAACAAACAAGGCAUUUAUAACCUCAAGUAUUGGAGGAUUUCAUAUUUUAUGUAUGGAUGUGCAACUUUUUCAUAGCUUCAUAUCUGCUUUUUUGCUCAUUUAAUAAGGUCACACUGAAAAUAAGUCAUAUUAAUUAUUAAUUCUAGUCGUACUUGGAAGCUGGGAACGUACAAGAAUAAAGUUGCUUCUUUUUUUGAAAAAAAAAGUCAUAAUUUUACUAUAGUUAAGUCAUAUGUUUUCUUGAACUAAUGUGGCAGUCUUACAACAAUAAUACCAUUUCAAAAUAAUUUGAGUUUUGAUGAAUUCCUAAAUAAUUAGUCAAUUAAAAAUUUUUUUUUUUUUUUUACAAAAAAUCAAUUUUUUUUUACAUACAUACAUAAAUUUACAUUUUUCUCCUGUCUAUUUUCUAACCUAAAUAUAUAUUUAAUUAAUAUACACAUUUUUCCAAUAAUGUUUUCUGAGAAAUAUGUUUAAAAAAAAAAGUUUUUUUAUAUCACUUUUUUUUCCAAACAUUAAAAAAAAAAAAAGACUAUUUUCCUCAAGAAAAAACUGUCAAAAAUAGACACUUUUCUUUGUAAAUAAUGUGACUUAAUCACAAAAAAUAUAUUAUAUAAAUAUACCACUUUUUAUCCCCAAAAUUAAUAAUUAGAUUUUAAAAGAAUGUGACUUAAGUUUAGUAAAUUUCCAGCAUUAUUAGUCCUAUGUAAAAAACAAAAACUGUUUUUUAUCUCUUUUUUUUUUUUUUUAAUAUGUCUAUUUUCCUCAACAACAUAACAACUAUCACAAAAAAAACGUUGUUAUACAUGAAUUAUUUCAAAAAUACUUUUUUUUUUUAAUAACGCGACUUAUUUCUUAAAAGUGUAAUUAUAUAAAUCAUAUGACAGGUUUUACUUCACAAAAAAAAAAAAGAGUAAGAAACAUAUAAUAUCUAAAUAUACCACUUUUUAUCCCCAAAAAUAAUAAUUUGAUUUUAAAAGAAUACAACUUAAGUCUAGUAAGUUUCCAGCAUUAUAUUAGUCGUAUUUAAACAAUUUUUUAAAUCAUUUUUUUCUAUUAAAAAAAAUGACUUUUUUUUUUUUCAACAGAACUAUCACAAAGUACACGUUGUUAUACAUAAAUUAUUUCAAAAAUUGACACCAUUUUUUUUAAUAACGCGACUUAUUCACACACAAAAAUUCUAAGAAAUAUAUAAUAUAUACAUAAACCAUUUUUUAUCCCCAAAAAUAAUAAUUACAUUUUAAAAGAAUACAACUUAAGUCCAGCACGUUUCCAGCAUUAUAUUAGUCUUAUGUAAAAAAAAAAAAAAGUUUUUGAUGUAUUACUUUUUUUUAAACAUUUAAAAAUAUGACUAUUUUCCUCAACAAUAAAACUAUCAGAAAAAGUAGACGUUGUUAUACAUAAUAUAUUUCAAAAAUUACUUUUUGAAAGUGCAACAUAUAAAUCACAAAAAAUAGUAAGAAAUAUAUAAUAUAUUCAUAAACCACUUUUUAUCCCCAAAAUUAAUAAUUAGAUCUUAAAAGAAUGCGACUUAAGUUUAGUAAAUUUCCAGCAUUAUGAGUCUUAUGUGAAAAAACAAAAAAAGAUGUUUUUUAUCUCUCUUUUUUUUUUUAAAUAUGUCUAUUUUCCUCAACAACAAAACAACUAUCACAAAAAAAAACGUUGUUAUACAUGAAUUAUUUCAAAAAUACUUUUUUUUUUUUAAUAACGCGACUUAUUUCAUAAAAGUGUAAUUAUAUAAAUCAUAUGACAGGUCUUACUUCACAAAAAAAAAAAGAGUAAGAAAUAUAUAAUACCUAAAUAUACCACUUUUUAUGCCCCAAAAAUAAUAAUUUGAUUUUAAAAGAAUACAUCUUAAGUCUAGUAAGUUUCCAGCAUUAUAUUAGUCGUAUUUAAACAAUUUUUUUAAAUUAUUUUUUUAUUUUUUUAUAUGUAAAAAAAAUAUGACUAUUUUCCUCAACAAAAAACUAUCACAAAGUAGACGUUGUUAUACAUUAAUUAUUUCAAAAAUCGACACCUUUUUUUUUUAAUAAUGCGACUUAUUCACACACAAAAAUACUAAGAAAUAUAUAAUAUAAACAUUAACCAUUUUUUAUCCCCAAAAAUAAUAAUUACAUUUUAAAAGAAUACAACUCAAGUCUAGCAUGUUUACAGCAUUAUAUUAGUCUUAUGUAAAAAAAAAAAAAAGUUUUUGAUAUAUGUUUUUUAAACAUGUAUUUAAAAAUAUGACCUUUUUCCUCAACAAUAAAACUAUCACAAAGUAGACGUCAUCAUACAUAAAAUAUUUCCAAAAAUACUUUAUUUAUUUUUUUAAUAAUGAGACUUAUUUCUUCAAAGUGUAACAUAUAAAUCACAAAAAAUAGUAAGAAUUAUAUAAUAUAUACAUUUUUAUCCCCAAAAUUAAUUGGAUUUUAAAAGAAUACAACUUAAGUCUAGUAAGUUUCCAGCAUUAUAUUAGUCUUUCUUUUCAAUGUGGCCUUAAUACUCUUUCGUAAUAAAUGUCCUUUCAACAAAGACAAAAAAAAAAAAAAAAAAAAAGCAACAAAAAAAUAAA
Messenger RNA from Nerophis ophidion (straightnose pipefish), 5812 nucleotides. Its product is annotated as ski oncogene-like. NCBI's taxonomy places the organism in Eukaryota, Metazoa, Chordata, Actinopteri, Syngnathiformes, Syngnathidae. Gene Ontology annotation, molecular function: DNA-binding transcription factor activity, RNA polymerase II-specific; RNA polymerase II cis-regulatory region sequence-specific DNA binding; SMAD binding. The transcript is spliced from 7 exons. The coding region runs from base 929 to 2899 and encodes 656 amino acids. The record is from RefSeq and is a predicted model, not a curated record. Gene Ontology annotation, biological process: negative regulation of BMP signaling pathway. Gene Ontology annotation, cellular component: nucleus.